This is a messenger RNA of Cuscuta epithymum, 3159 nucleotides long. The record is from the annotation of a GenBank genome assembly. NCBI's taxonomy places the organism in Eukaryota, Viridiplantae, Streptophyta, Magnoliopsida, Solanales, Convolvulaceae.
UUCGUUCGUUUACUCUAUUCAGUUCGCAUGGCGGGAAACUAAGUUAGUGCCCCAAUUUCGAACCAGCCGAGUUAGACACAUAUCGGAGAGGGUGGGGACAGUCUAGCUGCAGCGGCGCCAUGGUCGUAACGGUGCUGAAUGUGGCGGAGAAACCUUCUGUAGCCAAGGCGGUCGCAGGGAUACUGUCAAAUAGCCAAAUGAGGUCGAGGAAUGGACGAUCCGUAUACAACCGAAUAUUUGAGUUUAAUUACACCAUCCAAAACCAGCCCUGCCAGAUGCUAUUCACCUCUGUCACGGGGCACCUCAUGGAGCUCGAAUUCGAUGAGAGAUAUCGCAAAUGGCACUCAUGCGACCCCGUCGAUCUCUACAGCGCCCCCGUCCGUAAACAUGUGCCAGAGGAUAAGCUAGAUAUUAGAAGGACACUGGAGGAAGAGUCUAGGAGAUGCCAAUGGCUUAUACUGUGGCUUGAUUGUGAUAGGGAAGGGGAAAAUAUUGCAUUUGAGGUGUUGGAAGUAUGCAAACAAGCUAACCGUAACCUUAUUGUGCUGAGGGCUCGCUUCUCUGCUCUGAUUGACAGAGAAAUUCGCCGGGCUAUGGAAGGGCUUGAACAACCCAAUCAAUUGUUAGCUGAUGCUGUUGAUGUGAGACAAGAGAUAGAUCUUCGUAUAGGGGCUUCUUUCACAAGAUUUCAGACAAUGCUCUUAAAAGAUGCAUUUGUCAUGGAUUUUGCUCCAGAUGACAGAAAUCUUGUCCUGAGUUAUGGCCCUUGUCAGUUCCCUACUCUCGGUUUUGUGGUUGAGCGAUACUGGGAAAUACAAGCUCAUGAACCCGAAGAAUUCUGGGCAAUAAAUUGUACUCACACUUCAGAUGAGGGCACUGCUAGCUUUAAUUGGAUGCGUGGGAACUUGUUUGAUUAUACAUGUGCAGUAAUUAUUUAUGAAAUGUGUGUCCAAGAACCCACAGCAACCGUUACUAAAGUUAGGCUGCAGGAGAAGCUGAAAUAUCCUCCGCAUCCAUUAAACACCAUUGAGCUUGAGAAGCGUGCAUCAAGAUAUUUCAGAAUGAGUUCUGCACAAACUAUGAAGGUGGCUGAAGAUCUAUACCAACAAGGUUUUAUUAGCUAUCCACGCACUGAGACUGAUAAGUUCUCUGCUGAUGGAAUUGCCAACUUGCCCGGAACUGUGCGAGAGCAAGAAGGCCACCCCGUAUGGGGCCCUUAUGCUCAGCGCUUGUUGGACCGUGAUUCAGGACUAUGGAGAGACCCUAGAGGUGGAGUGAAUGAUGACAAGGCCCAUCCUCCGAUUCACCCAACUAAAUUUUCUGCUGGAGAAUCAGGAUGGAGUCAGGAUCACCAUAGAGUGUAUGAAUUAGUCGUUCGCCAUUUUCUGGCAUGCGUCUCUCAACCCGCCAAAGGAGCUGAGACCAUAGUUGAGAUUGAUAUCGCUGGUGAACAAUUUUCUACAUGUGGGAGAACAAUAAUUGCUAAAAACUACUUGGAUGUCUACAGAUUUGAAUCAUGGGGAGAUUCAGUAAUUCCAACAUACACUUAUGGGCAGCAGUUUACCCCAACAACAUUGACUCUUGAUUCAGGAGUUACACGACCUCCUCCACUUUUAAGUGAGGCUGAUCUUCUAAGUUGUAUGGACAAGGCAGGCAUUGGCACAGAUGCAACUAUGCAUGAUCACAUAAAAAAAUUGCUUGAUCGAUUUUAUGUGACCAAAGACGCAAACACCCGUUUCUCACCAACCAAACUUGGGGAAGCACUGGUAAUGGGAUAUGAUGAUAUGGGUUAUGAACUGGGGAAACCAUAUCUCCGUGCAGCGAUGGAACGUGAUAUGAGAGAAGUUAGCAAUGGCACAAAAGGAAAAGCUGAGGUUUUGGAGAACUGUUUACAGCAAAUGAAAGCUUGCUUUAUAGAUGCCAGAGUAAAAAAAGGAAAGCUCCUCGAGGCCAUGGCUGUGUUCUUUGACAGAUCAAACAGACCCAAUGUUGGUGAGCCACCCAGAGCUGGAUCUGUUGUUCGUAAAUGUCCACUUUGUCAGGAAUCAGACAUGGUUCUUAGACAAAAACCGGACGGGAAGUUCAUGGUUGGCUGCCUGGGUUUUCCACAAUGUAGAAAUGCAGUCUGGCUACCAGGAUGCAUAUUAGAAGCAGAUGUAAGCCAAGAUAUAUGCAGUAUCUGUGCUCCAGGGCCUGUAUUUAAGAUUCGAUUUAAAUUUCGACGUUUGGAAAUACCACCUGAUUUUGAUGCUGAGCAUUUUGGUUGUGUAGGUGGUUGUGAUGAUACUCUGAGGCAACUAGUGGAAAUCUGUGGAACAGGUUCCAGGAAUAGUUUCACCACCCCUGCCAGAGGAGGCCAUACAACACCUUCUGCCAGUGCCCAAGGAAGCAAUCCUAGAUCUCAGGGUGCUUGUUUACACUGUAGGCAAACAGGGCAUUCUUCAAAUAACUGUCCCUCACAGUCAUCUCGCUCACGUUCAGCCCAGCCUGCCAGUGACGUUAACAGACAAAAUGGAGAAGCAUCUGUUCCUUGUACCUCAUGUGGUGUUCUAUGUGCUCUACGAACUGCCAAUACUGCAAACAAUAGGGGCAGAAAGUUCUAUUCUUGCCAGUCCAGAGAGUGCAACUUUUUUGUAUGGGAAGAUGGCCUAACUAGAGGAGGGGCAUCAGAAAGUGCGAGAGGAAGCUUAGGGUCUAAUUCUGGAAGGGGUGGACGAGGUCGGGGCAGGGGAAGGAGCAGGGGUGGGUCUGCUAAUGCUACUGGUGGUUUUACAUUCGUGUCAGCAACGGGUGAACCUACAAUAGGUUGCUGUUUUAUUUGCGGCAAUCCAUCACAUUUUGCGAAUGUUUGUCCAGAUCGUAGGAGAUGAAAGUUCAGUCAUUUUAGCUCAAGAGAACACCCAAGCAGCGUGUUUGGUUUGGGAAUCACUAGUAGUUUUUAUCUUGUAUAUCUGCUAGUGAAUAAAUUCAAUGCCAUUCUAGAUUCUCCUGAGAAUCUGAGAUGAGUAAUACACUAAUCCCCAGAAAUUAAACAUUCUUAUUGGGAAUCUGGAAAAAAUAUUCAUUUAUAAUCCCAUACUUUAUGCAUCCCCUAAUAUUUUACCAACAAUUUCAUAAUUAUUGGGAAUUACGUAGUACUUCCUCUGUCCUCUAUUUAAG